Messenger RNA from Drosophila albomicans, 4943 nucleotides. RefSeq names its product RNA polymerase II elongation factor Ell (gene Su(Tpl)). The record is from RefSeq and is a predicted model, not a curated record. NCBI's taxonomy places the organism in Eukaryota, Metazoa, Arthropoda, Insecta, Diptera, Drosophilidae. The transcript is spliced from 5 exons. Bases 1393 to 4671 code for a protein of 1092 amino acids. Gene Ontology annotation, molecular function: cis-regulatory region sequence-specific DNA binding. Gene Ontology annotation, biological process: transcription elongation by RNA polymerase II; snRNA transcription by RNA polymerase II; positive regulation of transcription elongation by RNA polymerase II. Gene Ontology annotation, cellular component: transcription elongation factor complex.
CUCGGCUGCUCACAAACGCACUCGCAACCGCAAGCAACCGACGAUAACGCCGCGUGAAGUGGGCUGCUUUGGAAAUUUUACGAUUCAUUGUUGCUUGGACGUGGCAGCCAUGACGUGAUUUCUGACUUUGAACUAAAGAAAAUUUUUUGUUCAAAUUACAUUUGUAAAUUACACUAGAAAAAUUAACUUAAGGGGAAUACGUGCAUUAAUUAAACCAAACAACAAAACAAGGAGCUCAAUUAAGUGUAAAAUAAAGUGUGUGCAAACUAUUGAAAAAUACAUAUAUCUAUAUAUAUUGUUGUAGAGUGAAUAUAAAAGCAAAAGCAAAGCAUAAUUUGAACAAAGAUCCAGUAAAAGCAGAAAUCAAAAGGGAGAACAGCACCACGGCCAUAAAACAACAACAAUCAACAACUACAAAAUUAACAACAACCAACAGCAGCAGCAUUAUCAACCACCACUAAAGAAAUCGGCAGCAGCAGCAACAACUUUAUUGUCCAAAUUGAAGAGCUUUUUUCGUGGUGCGCGUAACAGCACUUGGCUAUCGAUUGACCGGCCGACCGAUAACAAGCCGAUAAAUUCACUGUUCAACACUGCAGCACAGUUUAGCUGAGCAACAAAGCGAGCGCACAGCUGAUUGGGCUGUUUGUGUUUGUGUUGCUGGCUGAGAGCGGGAGGUAGAGUGAAAGGUUUACGUUUGCUGCGUGCGUGCCAAGUAACAGCGUGAGAACAACAACAACAACCUUAAGUUCUGCGUGUGACGUGGUGGGAGCGCAAUAACAAGAACAUCGCAUCGCGCAGGUGGCAGAUUCAAAAACAGCUGUUUCAACAAGCAAACUAUAACAACAAAAAACAACGUCGCUGAAAUCUACUAAAGCGACAAAGCGCGUUGAUGGCUAUUGUCGUAUAAAUGUAAAUAUAUACAGACAUAUUCUUUUCCAACAGUUGUGAGAUAAUUACUCACACGUACACGUUCUCAGCGACAGCGAUCAACAACAACCACAAUAACAAACAACUGAACCAACAAUUGCCAUUUUGGACCACGGGUAACGACACAUCCUGAAAACGUCUUGAAGAAGCUUCAACAUCAAAAACAAAUUUACAACAACUUCCAGUUACCAAAAUUUACUUCCAAAGCUCUUCCGUGUCCGCAAAAGCAAAACAAAACAACAAAAUAACAAAAAUCUAUCGAGAAUUGUCUAUCAAAUCCAUUUUUUGCCAUUCGCCACGCAACGUCACUACGACAAAGCAGCCAACUUAAGUAGCAAGUAGAACAACAUCAGCAGAGUAUAUCGAUAUACAAAAACAACGACGACGACUUGGUAACUACAAUUGUGAUCAUCAUAUCAUCAUUAUAUACAACAAUUUGUGGACUGGGGGCGCGGCGGACACGUUAUGAGCAAUUCGAUUGCAUCAACAAAAUGCCUGCCCAAUGUCUCGUUCUCGUCCGGCAAUUAUGGUAUGUCACAAAGCCACCGUUAUACCGAUGAUAGCAAGGAGUACAUAUUCCUUAAGCUCACCGACUCUGCGUACCGUGCCAUCGAGGAGUAUCAAAGAAAUGAGCAUGCCAAUCGUCUGGGACCCGGCCAAUGCGCCAAAAUACAAUGCAAUGGCAACACUGGCUUCAUACACUUUCCACUUCCCAACAGCGAUAGCAAUGGUAAUGCUAAUGCUAACAACAAUGGCAUGGAGAAUGGACGUAAAUUCGGCUUCACCAUCGAUGACUUGGAGGGAACGCUGGAGUGCAUACAGCAGCAUGAUCAGAGGCUCGAUGUCCUUGGUGCGUUGGCGCGUCGAAUGCGCAUUCAUGCCAACGAUGAUGUCUACGAUACAACGCGCACAAAGAUGGCCCGGGCUGAGGAGACGGAGAAGAGCAAAUGUAUACGUGAGAUCAAGCCAAAUCAAUCGGAUAUUGGGCGUAAGGUGAAGAAGCCACCAAGCGCUUCGGCAUCGCAUCACAGUGGGAACAACAACAACAACAACAGCAGCAGUAGCAGCAAUAGUUUUAACAGCAACAAUAGUCGUAAGUUAGGUACAUCGCCAUUUAAUGGUCUGACAUCAUCAGUAGCAGCGGGAGCCGCUGCAACAUUAUCCUCACGCUCACCCAAUCCCAAUAUGUUGGGCGCCAGUGGCACAGUCAAUGGCAACAGUAGUCGCAACACGGCCGCUGCCACGCUGGCCAACACAUUCGCCAAUGGCAUCUCGCAGGGUUAUGCAGGUCUAAGCGGCAACUCGCCCCGCGACAGCAUCAGCAGUAGCACAACAACAACUGUUGCAAAAUCUGGCAACAGCAGCAGCAACGGCAAUGGACGCAAUAAAAUGCUCAAUGGCAGCAAUUCUCGCAAUGGUAACACCAAAUCAGGAGGAGGAAGCGGCGGAGGUGGGGGAGGCAACGGAGCAGGUGGAAAUGGUAACAAAAUGUCGGAAGUUUCACGUCGCACGAUACGCGAGCGUUUGAUACAUUUACUGGCACUGAAGCCGUUCAAGAAACCCGAGCUGUUUGCACGCCUUAAUCAUGAGGGCAUCAAGGAUCGGGAGCGCAACAUGAUAUGUAAUAUACUCAGGGACAUAAGUGUUAUGCCACAACACAAUACGUACAAUUUGCGCCGUCAGAUGUGGAACGAUGUCGAUGAGAAUUGGCCGUUCUUUAGCGAACAGGAACUGCAGCAGCUGAAGCGUCGUAAGCCACAGAAUCUGACGCCACCCAUGAGCUCGGAUGCGGGCAGCUCAACAUCCGGACAAAGUCCGACAUCCACACACACGGGCAGUCCGCCGCCAUUGAUGUCGAUGGGAUCGGGUGGAGGCGGUGGACACGGCAUGGGAGGACAGCAUAUGAUGUCCGCCAAUAGUGGUAGCAGUCUCAAGCGCAGCAGCAUCGAGUACGAUGAAAUGUUCAAUCCGGUGCAGACGAAAAAGAUGCGCAUCAGUCAUUACAAUCGCGAAACUGGCAGUGCUCCUCAAUCACAAUCGCAAUCAUCAUCAUCAGUCUCCUCCUCCUCAUUAAAUAGUGUGCCUACGUCGACGUAUCGCAGUCGAACUGGAAGCUCAGCAGCUGCUUAUACGCCGCCACAACAGCAGCAGCGUCAGCAACAGCAUCUGGUGGAUGAGCACAGUAGUGAUUUGAGCUACAAUGUGCUGGACAACAUUGACGAGUUCAGGAGCAUCGAGCAGCAGCAGCAGCAGCAACCACAACAGCAGCAGCAGCAACAGAUGCGCGGCAAUAGUCGACGCACUAGCAGCAGCAGCUCAUCGAAGCAAGGCAGCAACGGGAGCACGGAUAAACGCAAUUCCACAGGCAGCAACUCGAGCAGUUCCAGUGGCUAUGAGACGCAGCAGGAGCGCAACAGUCGCCAGUCCUCGUCAUCGUCGUCGUCGUCGGCAAACAGUCGCAAGUCCUCAACAACGCCACCAAAAUUGGCAGCAAGUUUUGUGCGACAGUCGGCGCCGGCAGCGACAACGCAGCAGCAGCAACAACAACAACAAAAGCAGAAACAGCAGCAUCAUCAGCAACAACAACAACGCAGCAACUUUAAUAGUAACAGUAGCAACAACAAUGCGCACGAUGAGUACAAUUCAUACAACAACAAUACGCACGCCGCUUCUAACAGCAAGAAGCGCACGAGCGAAAGCAGCAGCAAUGGUCAGCGACAACGCAACAGCAGCAGCAGUAGCAGCAACGUCUAUCAGCAACAGGAAAGGCAGCAAAUGCAGCAGGAUAGACAACAGCAGCAACAGUUGUCGCACCAUCAGCAGCAGCAGCAUCAUCAACAGACGCAGCAACAGCCACAACACCACAAUCAUCAUCAUAGCAAUCGCGAGUCGACAGCCAGCAAUCAUCAGUCCCAUCAUCAGCAACAGCAGCAGCAGCAGUCGAAUCCCCAGCACCCAUCGCCCACCCAGCAGCUGGCGGAGGCAGCUCACGCCUAUGCCGAUGGCAAUGCCAACAACGAUGGUGCGCCACACUAUGACUUUAGUCAGUAUGCUCCGAUACGCACGCUGGAGGUGCGUCGAUGCUAUAAGAAUGAAUUUCAGAGCGACUAUGUCGAGUACUGCAAACUGUUGACCAGCGUUGAAGGUGUGCGCAAACGCUUCCAGGAUCUCUCCAAACGCUUGGAGGGUGCUCAGCAGCGGGGAGGCGAUGAUUAUGAUCAGAUCAAGCGGCAGAUUGUCAACGAAUAUGAGCGCAUCAAUAAUGAUCGCGGCACACAGGAGGAUAAGCAGCGAUUUGAUUAUUUGCAUGCCAAAUUGGCGCACAUCAAGCAGCUGGUCAUGGACUAUGAUAAGACUUUGCAGCAGACGACUGCAGCAGAAGCAGCAGCAGCCGAGGCUCAAGCAGUUGCAGCGGCCGCAGCAGCAGCCGCAGCUGCAACAAGACUGGCAGAGAGUAGCAGUAGCAAUAACUUGCAGCAUCAGCAGCAACAGCAACCGCAGCAAUAUCAGCAACAACAGCAGCAGCAACAUCAUGCUGUCGUAACGAUACAGCAGCAACAGCAGCAUCAACAAGAGCAACAGCUACAGCAGCAACACCAUUAUAACAACAACAACAACAAUCACGGCAGCCAUGAUAGCGACUCGGAUGAUAGUUCAGCUAGUUCUGAUUCCAACGAUGAUGAUGACGAUGAAGAAGAUUGCGAUGAUUCCAACUCCAAUACUGAUGACGACGAACACUACUGAAUGAACGAAUCAAUCAAAUCAACUCCAAUCCAAUCAAAUCAAUUAAACAAUCGGAAACAAAAUGCUACUUUAAUGCAACAGUUGCUGCUGCAACAGUUGCAAGCAAUGUAAAAAGGCAAAAAAAAAAGAAACUAUUAUACAUAUAAAUAUAUAUACUAUAUAUAUUACACAAUUAUUAUAGUAAACAACAGAAACACCAACAACAACAACAACAAAGCGUUCUACAAGAAAAUUAUACUAAAUAAACAAAAAAAAAAACUAAAAAUAAAAAA